Sycon ciliatum is the source of this 3026-nucleotide messenger RNA. RefSeq lists its product as uncharacterized. Bases 1 to 1410 code for a protein of 469 amino acids. The record is from RefSeq and is a predicted model, not a curated record. NCBI's taxonomy places the organism in Eukaryota, Metazoa, Porifera, Calcarea, Leucosolenida, Sycettidae. The transcript has a single exon.
AUGGAGCCGAAGGAGACUGGCUCCGACUCUAGUGCAGCCGUUCAGACAUCAGCUGCUAGUACCUCCAGUACCAGCAGCAACACUGGCACUGACGGCAGCGACAGCGGCCACACACCGCCACCUGCGAAGCCGCAUUUUCACCACAAGCAGGCCAGGCCCAAGACCAGCAGCUGGACCACCCUCAGCGCCAUUAGCUCUUCAUCGUUAAGCAGUGGCAGUAGCAGCAGCGGCAGCGCUAGUGAUGCCAGUGGCAGCAGCAGCGCUAGUGAUGCCAGUGGCAGCAGCAGCAGCGGCAGCGCUAGUGAUGCCAGUGGCAGCAGCAGCAGCGCUAGUGAUGCCAGCGGCAGCAGCAGCAGCAGCGCUAGUGAUGCCAGUGGCAGCAGCAGCAGCGGCAGCGCUAGUGAUGCCAGUGGCAGCAGCAGCAGCGCUAGUGAUGUCAGCGGCAGCAGCAGCAGCGCUAGUGAUGUCAGCGGCAGCAGCAGCAGCAGCAGCGCUAGUGAUGCCAGUGGCAGCAGCAGCAGCGGCAGCGCUAGUGAUGCCAGUGGCAGCAGCAGCAGCGCUAGUGAUGUCAGCGGCAGCAGCAGCAGCAGCAGCGCUAGUGAUGCCAGUGGCAGCAGCAGCAGCAGCAGCGCUAGUGAUGCCAGUGGCAGCAGUAGUGGUAGCAGCGGUAGCAGCAGUAGUAGUGGCAGCAGCGACACCAGCAGCAGUGCCAGUAGUAGCUCGCCAGCCAGCUCCUCUGAGGAUGAGGCCGGAAAGGCGGCAGCAUCCCUGAGUUCGGCUACUGCCAGCACAAGCACAUUUGGUAGCAGUAGCACCAGCGCCAGCAUGUCUACAUCCGACACACUUCAGUCCAGAAGUGUAUCAUCCAGCUCCAAUACCGGCAAUACCGGCAAUACCGGCAUGUCACACACUUCAAAAAAACGUCGCAGGACUGAGACGUCGUCCAUUCGAAGCACCUUUGAGUUAUCUGCUACCGACGAUGCUCCGGCGCCAGCGGCAAAGCGUGUCCGCAUGGCACCCACCGUAUCACCAGCAACAGCAGCGGCGGCAGCAUUGGCGGCGGUGGAAGCUUUGUUGGUGGCGGAAGAAUUGGUGGCGGCGGAAGCAUUGGUGCCGGCGGAAGCAUUGGCGGCGGAAGCAUCGGCGGCGGAAGCAUCGGCGGCGGCCUGGGGUGACCAGGCCAUGGAUUGCACGCCAGUACGGUGCCAGACCGGGCGCAAACGCCGCAGUCGGUUGGGCGGCACGGUGCUGGAGAAGUUGCUGAAUUCUGAUAGCAAUGGCAAUGAUGGGGAUGAUGAAAAUGAAGAUGAGGAUGAUGAAAAUGACGAUGAGGAGGAGGAAGAGGAGCAGAAUGGGGAGGGUAGUGAUUCAACAUCUGCUUCACCAUGCGAUGCCGACUCUGAGAUGUAGCUACUCGACAGUCUAUAGACACUGCUCCAGUGGACAGUAAUGAUCUGCCACUGGUGUGUGUGUGUGUGUGUGUGUGUGUGUGUGUGUGUGUGCGUGCGUGUGCGUGCGUGUGUGUAAAUGUGUGUGUGUGUGCAUGUGUGUUGCAGGCAUGUUAGUGUUGAGAACUGCACAAACGCCUGCCAUGCACCCUGGUCGUCUUGUCACCGGUCACACAAUGUAAAUCUAGAAACCAAAUCUUGCUGCAACUGGCACCUGUGGGUGCGCUCUGUAAAUUCAAGGCUAUCAAUUUACCCACCAGUGAGCCAUUUUGGUGCAGUGCUGGACCGCAUGCAGUCACAUGCUAUGGCCGAGAGUUCAGGGAAGGACGUGCCCGAGGAAAUACAGGACAGCGAUGCAUUGCUACGUUUCUUGGCUAGGCGGCGGGCGAUUCGGAAGGAGUUGGAAUGCCAGCAGUGUGAAUGCUCUGCAAACCUGCAGCAAAAUUAAUCCAGCUGCGUCGGCAGCUAUCGCUGGGAGUCGCCUGAGUACAGGUGUUGGUGGUCCGUGUGAACUGGAUCAAGCCUUUUGAAGAAUUCAAGAAGUGCCAUGGAGAUUGUGUCCAGUUUCUACUCCCUCCUUGGCUUGCGAACGCCGCUAAAAAACUAGUUCGUCUCGACACUAGAGGUCAUCCGAUAUACGAGACUUUCUAAAGUGGGUGCUGGCAACGAGCUGUAACUGGCUAGAAAGUGGUUUACGACUUGGUGAUGCUUAUCCAAUGUUUGUGGAUAUUUGCGUGCCGGAUGAGCCCGGAUCUGCGAUCUGUAUAGCCGUCGAGGGAACUACUCGAUUGGCAGUGGCACAGGCAGCACAUUCAGUGGCCUCUUUGCAUAAGUUUUUGGGGAAAAUGGUCUGCCCCAGGAGCCGAGAUAUUUUCAAACAUUCCUCCAUCGCCAGUUCUCUCAUCAGAAGCCCUACACGUGCCUAUGUACGUGUGAAUGUGGGGAACCAACCUUCAGUAUCAGCAAAGUUCAAAGAACACUUUGAUGCCAUUGCCAGUUUUGUCGACGACCUUUACGAAACCCACACACAAGACUUCUAGAAUUGAAAACAAAAGGACUGGACUUUGGUGAUUCCGCUAAAGUUCAGUCGUUGGAACAGUGCUUCACAAAAUUUGCAAACAAGAGCCCUAUCAGCUAUAGCCUAGGCCUACUGAAUGCUUCCUCAGCUGUGUGCGUGACAAAGCCCCAUACCCAACCUAACCGGUAACUGGUGAAUUGGUUUAGUUGAAAAUGUCAGAUGUUUUUUUAUCGUGUAUCCAUGCACCUAGUUACCCAUAUUGUACACAAAAAAACGCUGGCAAUCGUUUCGAUCACUUGUCUUUCUUUGUGUGGGAUUAGCAUCAUUCCCUCAUUGUUGAUGACCUGAGGUGUAACAUGGUCAUAAACGUUUAGCUCGCACUAACAGCUACAUGUACAUAAUAUACACACGACAUAAAGUGCUGUACUUUCGUUUCACUACAGUUUUGUUUUGUUGAGUUUUGUUUGUGAUUGACCCGUGUAUUGUUAACCGGCUUUGUCUCCAUGGAUGCUGUAAUAUUGGCUCGUCUUCAGCUUGAAACACACACUCCUCUCCUUCUC